AUUAAUUGCUAGUCCGGAUAAGAUCUGCAGUGACACAUAUAGCUAUUUACUAUAAAAAUUGGGGAUAAGUAACAUAUAAAAAAUAUAUUGUUUUUGAAUCUCAAAGUCGUCUCUUUUUUAUGGCGCCUAAAGCUCGUGAAAUUGUUGUUACCUUGUUAGUAGUAGGUUCUAUACUAUUAGACUUGCACUAUGGGCCAUAUUCGCGUCUUUGGUGGCAAAAAAAUAGUGACAAUAAAGAAAAUGAAAUCUCAAAUUAUUUUCCGAUUCGUAUUGGUCAAACCACAAAAGCUGUUCUAAAUGAAAUGGACUUUUAUACCACUAUUUUACUAGGAAAUUCUGAAAACUCUUUUGCUCCUGGGUUUAUUUGUACUUCAGGCGUCUUUUCAAGCAGUGUAGAAAGUAGUUCUUCUGCUGCAGUUUCGAAUCUAUACGCUAGCAUAUUUCAAAAAAGAACGCGUUUUUCUGGUCCACUUGUAAUAGGAUGGAAUGAUAAGGAUAUAAUUUCACAAUUAUCUCAAAAUAUUCCUUUUUUUCCUUUCUCUUUUCUUCUUGGAAAAUAUCUAAUAUUUGUUUAUAGUAUUGGCACUUCAUUACGCGAAAAUUGGAAUAAUGGUGGGUUAGGAUACAAAGCUUCACUCAACAAUAAAUAUCAUGAUAAACUGGCAAUAUUUGUAUCUACAAUUGAAGAUGAAGAUUGUACACUUGAAAUUUAUCAAGAUUACAAAAUUAAAAACCGGUUUGUAGCCAAUUCUCCAAAUGAAGUAUGGGAAAUUUCAAAGUUUAUAAAACAAUAUAAAGGAAUCCAACUUUUUGGCCUUGAAAAUUACUUUACAAGAAAAUUUAUUCAAGAGAAUUCAAAACCCACAUGCUCGCCAGAUAAUUGGCACAAUUUUCCUUUAUUAAAAUCUGUAUUUGAUUACAAUCUUAAACGUCGAACACUUGCAAA
Messenger RNA from Rhizophagus irregularis DAOM 181602=DAOM 197198, 946 nucleotides. RefSeq lists its product as uncharacterized. The record is from RefSeq and is a predicted model, not a curated record. Lineage: Eukaryota; Fungi; Glomeromycota; Glomeromycetes; Glomerales; Glomeraceae.